AUGGAAGCGUUAAAAUUCCGCGAAAAGUGCGUGCCAGUGUUGCCAGACGCGCCCGCAACUAUGCCAGUGCGCGGAGUUGGUACCCGACACGGCCGCAUCAACGAAUUGCACCGAGGCACAGCGAGUCCAGAUCGAGUGCCAAGGGUCGCGCGGUAUCUCCGCGUCGAGCGGGGGCGUCUUGGUUUCGCGACGGCUCGCCGCCGGGAAGACCGGGGCACGCCUCGCCGCCGCUCUCUGAGCCGUGACGUCCGGCCGGGGUCAGCGAACGCGGCGACCCUCCGGGAUGCCGUUCGCAUGCGCCCGCGCCCUUCCCGGGGCACCACGCACCACGCACCCAGCACCAAGCACCGCGCGAUGUCUCAAUCGGCCCUCGGC
Iphiclides podalirius (scarce swallowtail) is the source of this 375-nucleotide messenger RNA. NCBI's taxonomy places the organism in Eukaryota, Metazoa, Arthropoda, Insecta, Lepidoptera, Papilionidae. The record is from the annotation of a GenBank genome assembly.